UUAGUGCUUGUUAUACAUAUAUCGAUUUAAAAUUAUAUUUAUAAUACAGACAUAAACAAUACGUCACGUCGGUAUAUUUGCAAUUCUCAUAUUUAAACAUUAAUAAAAAAUAUACUUGCUUACAUAUAUUUCAUUUACAUAAAGAAAACAAACCUUAAUUUUCCUAUAAUGUCGGUUCGACCCGCGUCUCCUAAAGUCCUACUCGACAUUAGCUACAAGCCAUUGCCCAAUAUAAUGGAUUUACAACACAAUGUCAUUAAACUGAUUCAAGUUGACCAACAGUCGUAUAUGCAUUCCAUCCAUAAUAUGGAUCCACAGAAUGCAUAUGGUCAGACCCAUCCACAUCAAUACCAUCACCAGAAUCAACAAAUAUCGCACAUGAACAUGAAUGGACGUCAAAAUAUAGCCAAUCCUAAUGAAUACCUCUGCUACGGAGUCAACGAACAAGAUGAGACAGAUUACAACAUUCCUAGCAGUGAAAUCUUAAGCACAAGUAGUAACAGUGCCAGUUCUACACCAAAUAGCCACAAUAUGGGAUCUCCAGCUUCAAUUCCCGCUAAUGGCGUUUCAAAGGAACUGAAUAACAACACUUUCAAUGAUUUGGAAUCUCAACAGUAUCAAAUAAAUGAGAACGGCAAGAGAAGCCGUGAUUUCGACUGCGGAUCUAACGAUGUAUUACAGGAUAAUAAGAAAAUACACAUACCGUCGCUACACACCAGUCAGAACAAUGUGCAACAUUUUGUCCAGCAUCAAGAUCAAAAAUUUUUUGUGGAAUAUUUGCCAACUACUGUAAAUGAAGUGAACUCAUCUAAUAAUGUCCAGCCAAAUACAAACCAACAAAAUUGUAUAUCUUCGCCACAAUUCGAAUUUGCGGAUGAAGAGAUGUGUGAUAACAGCGAGGAGGAUAAUUUUAAAUACACCUUCCACCAACAGCAACAUCAACAAAAUACCACCACACCAUCCCUAGUUCUGCACCAUAACAAUGGAGCUCUACAUUCCAGUAAUUUAGCAGGUGGCUUUGAUCAUAUGGAGAAUGCUGGCUCUUUGAAUGGCAGCACUUAUUCCAGUUCAGAUCGUGAUGAAAUGGAAUAUACUCGCCAAUCUGCCCCUUCCAGCAACAGUUAUUUGUUUCCUCAUGAAGAUGAACUUAGUGCUGGCGGUGGUGAGAGCAACGAACAUUCCAAAGAGUUCCGCAAACCCCGUCGGCGAACAAAACGCAAAUCUAGCAAGUCCGAAGAAGUAGAAGAUUUUCACAGCCAGCGCAUUAUGGCGAAUGUGCGAGAGCGCCAAAGAACCCAAAGUUUAAACGAUGCCUUUAAAUCAUUACAACAAAUAAUUCCCACCCUACCAAGUGAUAAGCUGAGCAAAAUCCAAACACUAAAAUUAGCCACUAGAUACAUUGACUUCCUGUGUCGCGUGCUAUCAACAAGCGAAAUUGGUUUACUAAAGGCUCUCGAUACAAACGGAGCACAAGGUAAUGGCUAUGCUAUGGGUGCCGCUUCCAUUCUCAAUGAUGCCGAAGCCGACUUAAAAAGUCUAAGAAGAGCUGCUGGAGCUCCCGUCAUUCCACCAGAGAAACUAAGUUAUCUCUUUGGUGUUUGGCGAAUGGAAGGUGAUGCUCAGAACAGCAAAUCCUAAAAGUUCAAACGUAAAUUACGUUUUCAGUCAGCCGUCUCAAAAAAAA
Messenger RNA from Lucilia sericata (common green bottle fly), 1684 nucleotides. RefSeq names its product protein twist. Gene Ontology annotation, molecular function: protein dimerization activity; DNA-binding transcription factor activity, RNA polymerase II-specific; RNA polymerase II transcription regulatory region sequence-specific DNA binding. The record is from RefSeq and is a predicted model, not a curated record. The coding region runs from base 169 to 1638 and encodes 489 amino acids. Lineage: Eukaryota; Metazoa; Arthropoda; Insecta; Diptera; Calliphoridae. Gene Ontology annotation, biological process: regulation of transcription by RNA polymerase II; developmental process. The transcript has 2 exons.